This is a messenger RNA of Zerene cesonia (dogface butterfly), 1893 nucleotides long. RefSeq lists its product as uncharacterized. Lineage: Eukaryota; Metazoa; Arthropoda; Insecta; Lepidoptera; Pieridae. The transcript is spliced from 12 exons. Bases 140 to 1789 code for a protein of 549 amino acids. The record is from RefSeq and is a predicted model, not a curated record. Gene Ontology annotation, cellular component: plasma membrane.
CCACAAAGUUCAUCGAUCACCUCAGUUCGCGAUCGACUGCGCGUGAGCGCAGUACUACGAGCUUUAUUUAGAUCAAACGCCGCGAUCUCAAACAAAGUAAAAAGUGUAACCUAGUCGAGAUUAGAAUAUAACAGGCGACAUGGCUGCGGUUGGCAUGAGGCCGUGGUGUUUGGUUGCGCUCCUGCUCAUCGUGUCCAGUACACACACAGAGGCCAAAAAUGUUACACACGAAGAAAUUCGAAACGUUAUGCUAUCACUUGUCCACCUCUUCCAUGUAUCAGAAAUGAAACUGGAUCGCCACGAAUUUCGAGAAAAGGUUCUUGGUGACCAGCUGAAAAAUAUGCUUCAGUCUUUGGAGAAAAAACACAGAGCACUCGAGCCCUUGAACGGGUUAAUUUCGCGUCUGGACGAACGAGUUUAUAACGUGGAAAGUUUAUUUAUUCAGAAAGAAGAAAAAGAAAAGGCAAAGCAAGAAAAAACUCAUGAAAUGUUAGAAGACAUACAAAAGUCUUUACAAGCACUCACAGCUACAUUGAAUAAGAACUUGAAGACAAACACAGCACCAGCAGACGUAGAAACAAAUUUGACAACGGAAGAUGAUUCUAUAAACAGGCGGCUGGAUGUUACCGAUGCAAAGUUGGAUGCUGUUAAACAAGAAAUUCUUAGUCUGAAGAACAGUCUGAAUAAGGACGCUUUGCGGGCUUUGUGCGUAGAAAUGGUAACAGACGUAAACCCCUUCGAGCGACACAUAACAGAGGCUGAGAAAUUACUGAACAAAUAUGAGUUGAAGCUAAAUAAAUACAACGAGACAUCUUCUAAGAUACCGACUGAUUUUGUACCUUUGAACGAAGUUACGCUUGCUGACGAGGCCUGGCACAACAAAAUGAGUGAAGUAAUGGAGCGGCAAGAAGGUGAAAUAAAGAAGAUCCAACAAUUACUGUCAAAUGCGGAGAGCAUGUGGAAGGACCUGCCCCGACUUGCGGAUAUCAAACGAGCAACCAAUGAUACCUUAGAAGCACUUGCCGUUACACAGUCUAAUAUUACCGGCAAUGAAGAUCACACUGUUAACAAAAUAGUAACGAAAUUGCGUGAAAUGAGCGAACGUCUAGUGGCCACCAAUAAAGAUAUUCAACAAAGCCUAACCCAGAGUAACACAAUGAGCGAACAGGCCUACGACGAUAUACAAAAGAGCUAUGACGCUUUAAGAAACGAGAUUCAAUCAUUCUCAAAGAACGAAAACGUUAUGCUACAAACCGCUGACGAUGUAAUUGCCACGAAAAAACGUAUAGAAUAUGGAGUAAACAGAAUUCUGCUGGAAGUUGGCGAGAGUAUCAGAGGUCAGGGCAGACUUCUAAACAGCACCUUAUUGAACAGGGUCGAUCAAAUAGAGAAGCAAAUAAUGGGCAACCAAAGUUUGGCCCUGGCCAAUCUCACUUCCAAGUUUGAGUCUGAGAUGUCGCAGGUUUGGCGGCAGAUUGGCAUCAUGUACGAACAACUGACAGCUAGUAAGAAAUCUAUCGACAAACUCAGUGAACAAACCGCGCAAUAUGUUAAUGGCAGCACUACGACAUUGGACAGCAUGAAAGAUAAGGUGGGCUUGAUCACGUCACGCGUGUCCACGGUGGAUGAUAACUUGAAUUAUUUGCUGGGACGUCUGUCCCUGGUGGUACAGGAAUUUAGCCAGAUAAAAACGGGCUUGAGCGAUGCGCUGGAAAAGUCGCACGCUGAUUUACAGGAGGUGCAAUCGAAAAUUGCCGAGAACGGCCCUGGUCCGCACGCCGUCAAAUAAAACCUAACUAGCGAUAUUAUCACAAACCAAAUUAAGGAAGAUCUUAUAAAAUUAAAUAACAUUAUCUGUAAGUUGACUGAAUUAUCUGUAAUAAAAUUUUGUAU